Molecule: messenger RNA, 1488 nt
Organism: Heterotrigona itama
Lineage: Eukaryota; Metazoa; Arthropoda; Insecta; Hymenoptera; Apidae
Source: the annotation of a GenBank genome assembly
UUCAGACUGACUGACAGACAGACUGACUGAACAUUCGCAAAAAAUACAACAAUGAUGGAAAAUACAGGAGAAUCCAGGAAAGUCUCGCUACAAAAAUCCGCAGAGAGAUUAACGGAGGAAAUCCAAAGUAUGGCUAAUUAUAAAAAUCUUUACACUGAAAUUCAGAAACUUGUUGCCUCUACCGCGGUAAAAAGAGAAGAUUUCAAAAAUACACUACUGGAGGCGUUAAAAAGUAACGGCUUAGAAACAGAAAUCAGAAAUACUGUGUUUCAUUGGGUCAGAUCACAGGGUUCUUUAUCAGCUGUGUCGGAAGCGUCCACAGAGGAAGUAGAUCUAACUUAUUUGAAAAAGGCUCAAAUUCAAUGGGAACGUAGAAUACAAAAAUCGUUGAAUUCAACAUGUAACGAAUUAAAUGUGCCACUGGCACGCAUAAGACCAAAUGCAGAUCGUGAAGAGCUUGCUGAAAAAUGGAAUGAAUUAAGCACCUAUGAUAUCGAGACAUUUGUAUGUGGAACUAGCAAAGGGUAUGUCGUUAUUAGGUGUAAAUCCAGACAUGCCAAGUUCAGAAAAUUUUAUAAAUCUCGAAGAAGAAAGGAUUUACAUUGGCGAGAAAGUACUGAAAUCAAAUCAUGCCCCGAUAGCACAAGAAUUCUUGAAGCGUGGAGCUCCUCGAGCUCUUCGGGGUCGUCUGUGGUCCCUUGUAUUGGGGUCCACAGUAAAACAGAAUGAUGUGCAGCUAACAGCACGAAAUGACGAUCAAUAUUUUGUAUUCGAGGACGUUUUAUAUAAAACAAUGCUGUGCUUUUCACGUGAUUCAGAAGUAUUAGCCCCAGUUACAACUGAUAGAAGUGCUGGAGGUCAAGUAAUACAUGCUGUUUUACAAGGAAAACCGGCCACUUUGGAAAAUACCUUAGUCUUUCCACCAAGUGGUGUGAUUCCAUUUCAUGGGUUCACGAUGUAUGCUACACCGUUUUGUUACUUAUACGAUGAUCCGUGCGCAAUGUAUUAUACAUUUCGAGCAUUUUAUUUACGAUAUUGGUUCCGCUUGCACACCGUUUCUAGUCACGAACAAGGUAUUGUAGCAUUAUGUUUGCUUUUUGAGAGGUUACUACAGUGCCACGAACCAUUGCUUUGGAUUCAUUGUAGAAACAUUCACAUACAACCAGUAAAAAUCGUUUUUAAGUGGAUCAUGAGAGGUUUCAGUGGCCAUUUACCACCAGAACAAUUGCUUUAUCUGUGGGAUUUAAUUUUAGGAUACGAUUCGUUAGAAAUUAUACCCUUACUCGCAGUUACUAUUUUGAGCUUUCGAAAAGAAAAUUUAAUGCAAGUCAAUAAUCAACAAAGCGUAGAGGUGGAAAAAGAAUUUCAUGCUAGUUAUUUAUUUAUUAUUUCUUUAUGUUACUAAUUAUUUAUUUUCAGGCUGUCUUGGCAGAUUUGUCCUCAUUGAAAGUUGUUCCAUUAUUGCAAUUGGCUUUAUUAAGAGAAUAA